Messenger RNA from Macrobrachium nipponense, 9617 nucleotides. Its product is annotated as mucin-2-like. Gene Ontology annotation, molecular function: protein tyrosine/threonine phosphatase activity; MAP kinase tyrosine/serine/threonine phosphatase activity; MAP kinase tyrosine phosphatase activity. Bases 199 to 4074 code for a protein of 1291 amino acids. The transcript has 10 exons. NCBI's taxonomy places the organism in Eukaryota, Metazoa, Arthropoda, Malacostraca, Decapoda, Palaemonidae. Gene Ontology annotation, biological process: protein dephosphorylation; negative regulation of MAPK cascade. Gene Ontology annotation, cellular component: cytoplasm. The record is from RefSeq and is a predicted model, not a curated record.
GUGUUGGUGGACAGCAGGCGGAUGUCUGGUGGGGGAAGCUGACGACACUUGGAGGCUGUAGAGGCAACAGCAGCGAAAGCAGGGGCGAGAGGAGUAGCAGCAGAAGCAGGUGGUGGAGGAGGAGGAGGAGGAGGAGGAGGGCGGCGAGGUGGUGGAGGAGGAGGAGGAGGAGAAGCAGCAGUAGCAGCGGGAGAAGCCAUGGACACUAUCAAAACCAUCACUCCACACAAGCUCGCUUCCCUCAUUAAGAGCAAGAGUGACAAGGCGCUGAUAAUCGAUAGCAGAACGUUCUGUGAAUUCAACACCUCUCAUGUACUCAACUCUAUAAACGUUUGGUCAUCCAAAAUCCGAAAGAAAAGACUGCAACAAGAUUCGAUAUCGGUGCACGACUAUCUCCAGCAAGCGUGCCAAGUGUCCGACCUGCACGACGCCCUCGACAUCAUCGUGUACGACCAAAAUGCCCCUUCGUUGUCUGCCAUACCCCAAGACUCCUUCCUGCACGUCCUUCUUAACAAGCUGGGAAGGGCCUUCCCCUCCGUCUACCUUCUUACCGGAGGGUUUCUGGAGUUCCAGGCCAGAUACCCGGAGCUGUGCGAGGAUUCCAGCAAGAAGUGCACCCCACUCACCAGCCAAUCCCAACCAUGCAUGCCCGUGGCCAACGUAGGACCCACCCGAAUCCUGCCCUUCCUGUAUCUAGGAUCUCAGCAAGACGCCAAUAACCGACAGCUCCUUUCUGAUCACAAUAUCCUUUACGAGUUGAACGUGAGCGUGUCCUGCCCCAAACCUGAUUUCGUACAAGAAUCCCAUUUUAUGAGGAUCCCCGUCAAUGACAACUUCAGUGAAAAGCUUUUGCCCUAUUUUAAUGAUGCCUUCCAUUUCAUUGAUAAGGUUCGUGAAUCUGGCGGAUGUGUUUUGGUACAUUGUCUCGCUGGCAUCUCAAGAUCAGCUACUGUUGCAAUUGCAUAUGUCAUGAAACAUUUACGACUUCCCUUCGAUGAAGCAUACAUGUAUGUAAAAACUCGUCGGCCAACGAUAUCUCCAAAUAUUAACUUUGUGGGACAACUAGCAGAGCUGGACCGACAACUCAAGCGAGAUGCGAGUCCACGUGACCCUUCCUCUGCCCCAGUUCUUUUUCGUACUCAUGAGUCUCUCCUCUCCUCUUCUGGCACAUCUACCACCAUAUCUUCGUCGUCUGCUUUUACUUCAUCCAUUCUUGAAAGACAUGCUUGCGCUGGCCUUCAGAGCAUGCCUAAAUCUCUGAGUUUAAAUCUGAAGACGACUCUUGAAGCUGUCCCAGCCUCCCCAUCAUCAACUCCCCAUAGUCCUGAUAUGUCACCUUCCACAGCUCUGGCGAGACUUAGUUUCGCUUCAGCAUUAGACGAGCUCCAUGAUGAUGGAUUACCUGCUACACCUAAGUGUCCCUCACCAGUGACGCCUUUAACUUGUCUACCUCCUUCACCAACAACAGCAGCCAUUAUCAGGGAUGCAACAAAUUCCCCAAUAUUCUCUUUCAAAAAAUAUGGUUCAUCCUCGUCACCUUCAUCUCCUGCCUUCAACUCUUUCUUUAAGAGUAAAGAAAUAUCUAGUCGGACUAGUAGUGACCACAGACGUGAGGCUAAUAUUUCUUCUAUAAAAGAAAGCUUUACAUCUAGUGAUAGUGUUAAUAGUACAAGUGGGUCAACCAAUAAUUAUUAUAGUAGUGCCACAAUUAACAUUGGUGCAUCUGAGGCUGGGAGAGGGGUGAAAAGAGAGGAAGUGGUGAGAGGAGAUUCAAAAGUUACUCCCACAAUUUCAUCUGUGACUAGACAAGGGAGAGAGAGGGAAGGAAGACAGGUCUCUGUUUGCAUUAUUGAUGUUAAAAGAGAGGCAUCACCAGUCAAAUAUGUCCGCAGUGAGCCUUUGGUUGUGCGGGAAACUCAGGUCAUUGCUACACCUUGUCAUACAAAACCUGAAGUAAGGUCAGUUUUAGAAGUUCAAGUGGAAGGUGGAAGACAAAAAGAAGAACACUUUGCAAUACCAGAGGAGGCAAGAAAGACAGUAGAAUGUAAGACUUCUGUUGAUGAUUCAUGGAAACAAAAGGAAAAAUCUAAUGCUCUCCCUGAAUCUGCAGUGAAGUGUGAAAUACGUCGACCUGUAGAUGAAGCGCCUAGACCUCGUGAGGUUAUUGUACCUAUACAAGUGGCAGGGUCUCACGAAGGCCGUCCAAGAGUUUUAGAACUUAGCGUUCCUCUUAAUCAACAACAACAGAAGUCACAUAUUCAACAUCCUAUCCCAGCAACUGCAGCAUGUUCAAAUACAAUACCUUCAAGUGGUGUCUGGUUACCAGGUAGUCCACGUGAAGCAUCUAUGGCUGAACCAGGAGGAGCAACUCCUAAUUCACCAAGUUCUGGGGUACAACAGAGCGAUUCAGGUAUUAUAAUUGAAGAAGGUUCUAGAGAACUUCCCCCAAGUCCUCAGCGUCUACCUAGAUGUUAUUCCUCCAGCGAAACUCAUCUCAACACACGACGCCUACUAGAGCAUCGUAAUCCAGACUUUACUACAAGAAAAUGCUCUAGUUAUGACGAAGUUGGAAGAGCCUGGCCUCAAAACAUAACAGUACAUACUCAAAAGAACCAACAGAAUGUUAAUAAGGAAGGCAGCACAUGGUUGUGUCCAUGGGAACUGGCUCGCAGUGACAGCGUUUCCACCAGUGGCUUUGGUUCAGAAAUUUCUGAUACUGAUCUACUUCAUGACGAUGCUCAGUCAACAACAACACAAGAUGAUGCACUUGGGCCUUAUGAUGCUGUGUUUGCUGAUGUAUUUCCCGGGGAUCAGACGGCACAAAGGCAGCAGCAACCCACUACACCAAAAACUCCACGGCCUGCAAGCCUUCCAGGAGUUACAGGCACAUACUUCUCACACUUUGAGAGGAGCACUGACCCUAACCUGGACAUGGGUGUUGAUAUGGGUACUACUGUAGAGUUACGUCGAGGAGGACGCGGACGCAUGGGCAUAGAGAAAAAGGAUUCAGGAUACUACUCAUUCCUGACCGAGCAUCCUCCUGUUAGCCCACGCACUAUGGGGGAGGGUGUCCGCCAUACCACAAGUCUGCCUUGGCCUAAAGAGCGUCCAAGAGAUCUACAAUUGCAGAUAGCCUCUGUUGCUGUGACACCUCCUGGUGAGGUUUCAAAGUCAAUUGUCUCAGUUGCCAGCUCACAUACACCAACUCACACACCAACAACAGAAUCGAAGAUAUCUCCAGAGAAACGCAUGACUCCAGAAAAGAGGAAAAGUCGUGGUAGCAGUACAGAGGAGAAUGAAGAAAAGAGGAGGAGUUGUGAAGUGGAAUCACAUGAGUGGACACCACCAAGACAAUCCAUCAAUAUUGGAGCAGGUGUUCGGAUGGCCCAGGAACUUCUGCGUGGUGUGGAACAGCGGCUGGACUCUGAGAUGCGAGAACUAAAACAGAGAACAGCUGCUAUGUCCUCACGGCUACGCUUCCUCGGUCGGAGUGAUGCCUCAAACAGCUCAAGUGGUAUAGGCAGUCCAAGCAGUAGUAGCAGCAGUAGUGGGAUGAGUAGUUGCAGUAGCAAAAGCCCUAAAGUUCACACUCAUAUAAUUGUAACUACGCUAGGGGAUGGCGAUACCGAUGAUGAAGUACUAGUAAGCAAUAAAAAAAAGAUAUCACACUCUGCAAAGGAAUGUGAUCCACCAAGCAAUAUAGGUAAUAGCCGCGCACGUAGUGAACCCCCAUUUCCUGGAGAGGAAGGCCUUUAUCGUGCUCGUUCAUGUCCAGGUUUACCACGAUCAACUGGGAGCACCGAGUGUAAUGAAACUGUUAGUGCUCUGGUAUCUGAUUUACAGCUGGUACGUUUACGAGGUUCUCGGCAAAAUACAUCAAAAGAAAAAACUGUUAAUCGAUAUUCUUGUGGGGCACUGGAUGCUCACCAACCCAUUGCAACAUCAGCCUUUGAGUCAUGCCCAGAUUUUGGCAACCUUCGGCCAUGUGUUCGGGAGGGUGAUUCGAUACACUCCUCUUCUUCAUCUCUAUCUUCAACUCAUUCUUCAUUUACUCGUCUUCUGCAGGUGUCUUAAAAACUUAACAGUGAAUAAUAAGCAAAUGCUUCUCUGGAUGUAGAUAACUGAGGUGAAAUUAGUAGUGAAUUUAUGUACAGAAGGAAAUUUAUAAAUUAAUGAAUAUAGUACUGAUUCCCUCAGUAAGUGCAACAGACUGAGCUGCAAAAGUGAGAGUAAAUAUAUUUGGCAGCUUAGACCCACCGUGUAGAAAGCAGUGCUUAUGUAUAAUAUGUAUAAUUAUACAGACUAUGUGUGACUGAAUUUUUGUUCCUAAUAAUGUGACGACUUGGAGUUGCACUUUGUCUGCUCUAUUAUUUAAAAUGAUAAUAGAAAAUCUCUCUUGGGACUUUUAUUUAAUGUAGACAUACUGUAAAUGUAGAAUUUGUAUAGUAACAUGGGCCCCCUCCAUACACUAGUCGUUGGCAGAACUGCAGAGUUAAGAAGUUGGCUUUUGUGUUAUAUUCUGAAAGAAUGUGCUAAUAUUUUUGGGAUCCAAAAUGCGUACACAAUACCCAGUAUUAUUUUUUGUAAAGUAGGGGGAAUGUCAUAAUAAAAUAAAAUACUAUGUAUUAUUUACUUGAUAAUUGGGUGGUCUACCGAAUAUGUAUACAUAAAUGUAAUUUGGUUGAUCUUGGCUUUUUUUUUAUUUUUGCUUGAUAUAUCACGUUUUCCUUAAGCAACUACUUUGCUCUAAUGUUGUGACUUGCAAAUGUCCUCCUUACUUGAUACUUAACUUACUACCAGUUAAUUUGGAGGGGUCCUUAGCUUACCUGUAUAUACCUAGAAUAUAUUUGAUUCAACUUAAAUUAUUAAACUUCAUCAGACUUACCUUAGUGACUCAGGCAGCAAGCAGUGUUAAGGUCAUAUUGCAGUGAGGAUACAGAACUGAAUUGAAUUUUUCUCUGUAUAUCUGAUAUCAUGCGUAAUGUAUACAGCAAAUCAUGUCAACAAUCUUUAACCAUGAUAAUGUAAGAACUUUCACAACAAUGUACAGGCAGUCCCCAGGUUACGACGGGGUUUCCGUUCUUGAGACACGUUGUAACCCGAAAAUUGUCGUAAUCCGGAACAUCAUCAAAAAUCCUAAGAAAACCUUAUUUUUAAUGCUUUGGGUGCAUUAAAAACUAUGUAAACUGCAUUCUUAUUGCAUUUUUCAUCCAAAAAAUCUUCAAAUAUUGAUUAUUUUGAAUUUUGGUGUCAGAUUUCUUCUGCCAGAUGAGCGUUGUAGGCGUCGUAACCCUGGAAAUAAUUUCUGAUGAAUAUAAUUGAAAAGCGCCUUAACAUUGGAACGUCGUAAGCUGAACCCGUCAUAACCCGGGGACUGCCUGUACUUUUCUUUAACAGAACUAUAGAGAUGCAUUUUCUACUAUUAAUAUUAUUACAAAAAACAACUUUUUUCUGCUUAACUAAGACCAGCUGAUUUUCUUGUUUACUGUCAGUACCUCAGUGUAAUAUGACCUUCAUGUUGUUGUAUAUAGAAGCUUAGAAUUUACUAAUCGUAACAGUAUGGUAAACCAUGAGAGGGAUAACAAGCCAUGUUGGCAAGACAAGACUGGCACAAAAGUUGAUACAAUAAGUAAAAACCGAAUGGGGUUCAUUUCUUCAAACUGUAAAAGCCAGUUUUAAAAACAAUGAUCAGAAAAGCAGUAACUUUAUGUCAUUUUAUCAAUACACAUACCUUUAUCUCAUUAUACAUACGAUUCUGUACAGUACAGAAGUUGCAGUCAUGAGUACACCAAUUUUUAGCAAAAACCAAGAAAAUAUUGGUUUUACCUGAGAUUGUCAUACCCACAGUUAGUUUCUCAAAUAUAAUACAUAUUUAUCUCAUCACCCCCAGAUGUUAUUGAAAGGACGCUAGCUUCUUGGAGAUAACAGCUUGAUAUGUUGACCUCAGGUUUUAGUCUCCUGAAUAGGGUUACUGCUCUCUUGUUUUGUACCUUUGUUGUGGUAAAUUUUUUAACAUUCUACUUGUCUCACUUUUCUCAGACUGGUUAAGUAGUCACAUUUAACAGCAGAGCCAGCUAUAAGUAAGGUUUUGAAUGUGGUUGAGAAUGUGUCUUUGAAGACACUGAAAAGCUUUUGUUUUACUUUAAUCUUUUACCUUAGGCUCUUAAUGCAAAUGUUUUUUUAUAAGUACUGCACAUAAAUACAAAGUUAUAUCAGGUUAAAGUGUUGUGAUUCAUGUAAUUACCUUAUUGAAUGUGUGUACAGAUUUUUUUUUAUAAUUUGUUAGUAAAGUACAAAAUAUUAAAUUUAUAGGUGACCAGUCAAAAUGGAGUGUUGAGAUUACAGUUCCUCCUGAUAUCCUUGCCAUUACAAAAAAAUUGCAAAAUUAUUAUUGCUACUAAUUCAUUAUGCAAAUGGAAGAAUACUUAUUACCAAUCAGAGAGGAAUUUUUUUAUUUCCUUUAUAUUUUAGGUAAUAUCUCCUGAGGACAUAAACAAUUCAUUCUUCCAGUCUCAAAAAACUGUUUGGUUAUUCGUUUCGGGUUUAGUUCUAAAUGAAACACUUCAUCUAUUUGUAUCAUAGAUUGUUCAUUAUAAUUUCAUGUUUUCCAUGAAUAUGGAAAUACUUCAGGCAUGAUACGUACAAUAAUAAAAUAUCAACAUUUCACACAGACACAAAAGGUAAAAAAGUUGUUGAAAGUAUGUACUUAUGAAUACUUGCUUUGGACUGAGAAUUAACUGGUGAGACAUUAUUAAAAGCUCAAGACCCAUAAUGUGCUGGCAGUCAUUUCUGACUUGAGAAUAUAACACGUUCAUUUAGUACGGGAUAUUGGCUACCAUAUUGUAAUGUUAAGUUUCAGCAUCCUUCUAUUUUUUUCUGAGAGUUGUAUGUAAAAUCCAAGGAUGGUUUGUUUGUAUAUACUGUAUUUGUUAUUGUUCAUGAAUAACAGUUUGCUUUUGUUAAUAAAUAUAAUCUGGCUGUGAUGGUAUAAAAACAGCAGUAUUUCCUUGUAACAGCAAGGUAUAUCUAGUGAAAUUAUUCAAAAAUGUUAUGAAGAAAAUCUGAGUCAUUAUUGAUAUGUACUACUAUUUGUUUUAACUGGUUUUAUCUUGGAUGUAUUGGCCUAGAAAAUAAUUGUGAUUAUAAUCUUCAGAGCAAAGAAAAUUUUUGUGAGUGAAAUACUGUAGUAGUGCCUAAAAAUGCACUGUUUUACAAUGAAAAUUAAUGCUAUGAUGUUCACCAUGUGUGUAUAAAAAUUUAUCAGUUUUCCACUAUAAUUAGUAAAAUUCUUUUAUUUAUAACCUCAUAAUGACUACAUGGUGAUAAAUUCUUGGAACUUAUUCUAUUUGGUUAUGAUUGAUUUCUUGAAGCUUACUGAUAUAUGUACUUACAGGAAGUUCAUUAUGUUAUGGCUUUCAACUUUCAACCCCUCUCUCACUGUCAUUUAAAACCAAUUGGUACAUGUUUAUAUGUUACUCAGAUAUAUUGCUGUGAAUUUGGACUGAAUAUUGUUUCAUGUAGGUGGAACUGGUAAGCUGCACCUUAUUUUUAUUUUACUGAUUGAGAUAUGGAAAUAUAAAUGAAAUAUAAUUACCAAGUUCAGCACAUUAAAAACUUGAUUUUUAUUUUCUGAUUCCUUCUUGUGUUUACAUUUCGGGAUCUUUCAAUUUUGUAUUUGGUCUCAUUUUCCAUUUUCUAUUAGCGAUCUGUUGGUGCAGUGUUGUUUGAAAUGUGCGUUUAGCCCUACUAAACCAUAUUUUGUGUUUUGUCGGAGGUAAAGUUGAGUUGGUAGACGCUCGACUUAUGCACCCAAGUUUUAUGUCAGAUUGAAAUUAUCUUAAUUGUCACAUAGAGAGCUAUCACACAAGCUUGUGUUUUUUAUCCAUUUACCAUUGUACUUAUAAUUUUUCUUCUACAUAAUGUAUAUUACGUGGACUAUAGAGGCUAUGCUUUCAAAGAAGUAAUGAGAUUUGGCAUUAAAGAAUAUGUUUGAGGCUUUAUGUUAGGUUUACGCUGGAACUGUGUUGAUAUCCUAGAAUUUGUGGAAAGUAAUUUGUGGUUCAAAAACCACGUGAGAGAAAAAAAUUAUCAUUAUUCCAAAUAUAGCUAGGUUAAUGCAGAAUCAUUAAAAUUAGUUAUUGUAUGACAAGUGGAUAUUUUUUUUUCCAUUUGUAUGAUAGUUUUGUGUCAUUGAAAACUAGAAACGUAACUACAGUACAGUGUUUUACAUUAGAAAACACUACUCACUUUAUCAUUGGGUUUUGUCAUAAAAUGUAAUGUUGAGUUUUUUUUAUUAGCACCACAAUGAUACACAACUUAUUUUUGACACAAAAAUGCAGAACAGAAAAAACUUUUAGAUAUGUAGAAAUAUUGUUUCUGAUAAGAGAUUCCUCAUUUUACCAGAAUUACCAGAAAAUCAACACAGGUUUACAAUUGCAGCUGCUUUCCCCAUCCUGUCAGCUGAAAUAUUUCUCCUUUUCAUUUCAUGGUUAUGGGUCAUGACUAUUAACAGUUCUAAAGCAAAAUUUUUUUAAAAACUAAUGAAAAUUAUUAAGCAUUAUAUGGCACCAAAGCCUUUAGAAUAUGUCUGAAGAAAUAAUAAACAUGCUGCAAUCUCUCAGUGGUAUUUAAAGAAGUUUAGAUUGUGUGAACAUUCUUUUGUGUUCAGUCUUGACUUUGUUAAAAGAACUUUCUCAUUAUACUGUUAUGUACUGCUUUCCCCAUAUGCAUAUCAACACUUUGUGAUGUAAACGUUCAAGACUGUAAUGAACCAAAUUAAAUCUAAAGGCUGAUAAGCAAUAAAUUGAGCUUAUAACAGUAAUAUUAGUACAGUACUGUGUGUUACAUAAGAUUGCAAUUUUAUCUUAUGUUUACUAUGAAUUUUGCUCAACACAUGUAUAUUUUCCAUGUACAGUAUAAUUAAAAUUUUACUGCUGAAUAGUACGUGUACUUGUAUAGCUCAGUGUUAAAGGAUAUGCAUUUAUCAUUAAUACCUUCUUGGGUCCUAUUUUGUGUUUUUAAUGACUCAAUACUGUUUUUAAAAGUACAAAUAUAAUAACAAAUGUGAACUUAGUGACAACUAUAGAUAGAUCAUUAUCAUCAGCCUUCAUGUAAAAGUUAAGUACCACAAAGGAUUUUGAAAACAUAAUGUUACAGUCAUGAAAACUACAAGGUAAUGUUAACAACCUUGUAAUACUAAGGUACAAAACUGGUAUCUAUUGGCUACAUCUUGAAUGCUUAAUCAUUUUUGUUAGGUAUUUCUAGCUAAUUUCCUCUCUUAAUCUGUAGCUAUCCUUUUGGAAACAUUUUGUAUUUCUGAGUACUCCCUCAUUCUUUUAUUUUUGUAAUUUUACUAUGUGUCAAAUUUUGUAGUUCUCUAUCCUGGGAAGAUGAACUUGGUAGUCCAUCACUAAUGUUAAAUGGUGUCUCUCCACGUUCUUUGUAACAGGGUCUAUUAACCCAAGUCCAAUAAUUGAAUAUUAGUACAUAGGGCAGUAUUUGCAUUGAAUAUUAUAGGCAAAACCUUGGGCUCGGUUGGUCUUGCACUGUUACGGCUAACACACGAUAAACAACAAACCAGUUGAGGAAACUGGUUAAAUAAAAUGUUACAUGACAAA